GCACUCAGACCCUCCCUCAACUUCUUCCCAAGGAUGAUGUCCACAGAAAGCGCCAACAGCUUCACGCUGAUCGGGGAGGCGUCGGAUGGCGGCACCAUGGAAAACCUCAGCCGGAGGCUGAAGGUCACUGGGGACCUCUUUGACAUCAUGUCUGGGCAGACUGACGUGGAUCACCCCCUGUGCGAGGAGUGCACGGACACACUGCUCGACCAGCUGGACACACAGCUCAACAUCACUGAGAACGAGUGCCAGAACUACAAGAGAUGUCUGGAGAUCCUGGAACAAAUGAAUGAGGAUGAUAAGGAGAAGCUGCAGACAGAACUGAAAGAACUUGCCCUGGAGGAAGAGCAGCUGAUUCAGGAGCUGGAGGAUGUUGAGAAGAACCGCAAGGUUGUGGCCGAGGACUUUGAGAGAGUCCGGGCAGAGGCAGAGCGGCUGGAGCAGGAGGAGGCUCAGUACCAGAAGGAAUACUGUGAGUUCAAGAGGCAGCAGCUGGAGCUGGAUGAUGAGCUGAAAAGUGUGGAAAACCAAAUGCGCUACGCCCAGAUGCAGCUGGACAAACUGAAGAAAACCAACGUCUUCAACGCCACCUUCCACAUCUGGCACAGUGGUCAGUUUGGCACAAUAAAUAACUUCAGGCUUGGCCGUCUCCCCAGCGUUCCCGUGGAGUGGAACGAGAUCAACGCGGCCUGGGGGCAGACGGUGCUGCUGCUCCACGCCCUCGCCAACAAAAUGGGGCUCAAGUUCCAAAGGUACCGGCUGGUACCCUAUGGCAACCACUCAUACCUGGAGUCGCUGACGGACAAAUCCAAGGAGCUCCCCCUGUACUGCUCAGGAGGCCUGAGAUUCUUCUGGGACAAUAAGUUUGAUCACGCAAUGGUGGCUUUCCUGGACUGCGUGCAGCAGUUCAAGGAGGAAGUGGAGAAAGGUGAAACCCGGUUCUGUUUGCCUUACAGGAUGGAUGUGGAGAAAGGAAAGAUUGAAGACACCGGUGGCAGCGGUGGCUCCUACUCAAUUAAAACACAGUUUAACUCAGAGGAGCAAUGGACAAAAGCACUAAAAUUCAUGUUAACUAACCUGAAGUGGGGUCUCGCCUGGGUCUCAUCCCAGUUCUACAACAAGUAACCGUGUGGAGAACUCGUCCUGGCAGCUGUGGAGUGUCUGCACCGCGUCAGAGAAAGUCAGAUCAAGACGUCUCUUAAUAUUAACCAGUACAAAAUGUUUACAAUACCAAAAAUCCACAAGACACUUUAUUUAAAAUACCAUUAUUACAAGUAGUCUAUAGAAAAGCAAUAUGUAAAGUUAUAUCAUGGACCUGAACAGAAAAAUAAAAAAAAAAUCAGGUGUUAAAUAGAA
Molecule: messenger RNA, 1356 nt
Organism: Chaetura pelagica (chimney swift)
Lineage: Eukaryota; Metazoa; Chordata; Aves; Apodiformes; Apodidae
Gene: BECN1
Product: beclin 1, autophagy related
Exons: 8
Coding region: 34-1125 (363 amino acids)
Biological process (GO): cellular response to nitrogen starvation; autophagy; autophagosome assembly
Cellular component (GO): phagophore assembly site; phosphatidylinositol 3-kinase complex, class III, type I; phosphatidylinositol 3-kinase complex, class III, type II
Source: RefSeq, a predicted model, not a curated record